CCGUCCCCGUUUUCAAAAGCGUGAUCGCGUGAGAGAGACGAUUUAUCCCACGCUACGUGAAAGCAUCAGCACGCGGGGCUUGUGCUGUGGUUGCAAUUCAGGCAAACAUGUAAUGAUGGCGGAGCUUCAAAUGCUUCUCGAGGAGGAGAUCCCCGUGGGGAGAAGGGCUCUCCUUGACAGUUUUCCCAACCUGGAUAGGGUGGCCGAGUACUGCGAGACCAACUAUAUCCAGGCCUCGGAUAAGCACGGAGCCCUGGAGGAGACCAAGAGCUACACGACGCAGUCCGUAGCCAGCGUGGCCUACCUCAUCAACACUCUGGCCAACAACAUGCUGCAGAUGCUCGACAUCCAGACGUCACAGUUGCGGCGCAUGGAGAGCUCCGUCAACCACAUCGCACAGACGGUGGGCAUCCACAAGGAGAAGGUGGCGAGACGGGAGAUCGGCGUGCUGACCGCCAAUAAGAACGCCAGCCGCGCCCACAAGAUCGUGGCGCCGCCCAAUCCCGAGAGGCCGCUGCGCUACGUCCGCAAGCCGGUGGAUUUCGGCGCGCUGGAUGACGUCGGGCACGGCGUCAAGUGGUUGCUGAGGUUGAAGGUGAACGGGUCGGAGAACAUGAAGGGGCCCGGGUCCAGCUCCCCCACCCAGAAAGCCCCCAGCCCCCCCAGGGCGAGACGCAGCAUCUUUGGGAAGAGCUCCCCCUACAGGACCCUGGAGCCCGUGCGGCCUCCGGUGGUCCCCAACCACUACGCUUGCAGCCCCACUACCAGGAACCCCAACGACAACAUGGCUGCUCACAGCCCUCGCCCGCGCACGUACAGCGGCAGUAGCGGAGGGAGUCACCCCAGCGGCAGCAGUCGGAGUAGCAGCAGAGAGAAGAGCGGCAGCGGGAUCCCAGUGGCGACGCCAUCGCCGCCCGCCGUCUUUCCAGUCUCCCCGAGCGUCGGACCCGCUAGCUCGUCUUCGAGCGCCCCCAACUCUUCACCGACCUCCUCUUCCUCCUUCUCGUCCUCCUCUUCCUCCUCCGCCACCCUCACCCUGCCACCGUCCUCGCCGCAUGUCCCCCCGCCCCCUCCGUCUAAGUCCAACGAGAUCCCCGGCACCGCCUGCAUCCUCCCUUCACCACCUCCCUCCCCCAACUCCUCUUCACCCAAAGAAGGUGGAUUGGUGCCUCAGUUCUUCAGCAUGAACCGCCCCCAGCCUCGCCAGCAGACGCCGCAGGUGGGCGGCUCCCUGCCCUACCGCCGUCCUCCCUCUGUCACCGGACAGCCGUUCGGGACGCAGAGCGACCAGGUCAACGGCGGGCCCUACUUCAACGGCCAAAGCCCGGCCUCUCCGCCACCCUCCCUCCUCCAGUUCACUCCUCAACUCCCCCUCAUGGGCUUUGUGGCUCGCCUUCAGGAAUCCAUCUCAGACGGGGCAACAUCCCUCCAACCGGCUUCGGAAGAGACGGCAUCCGCUCGGGCCCCCCAGGAUGACGACGUCCAGGGGGCCGAGGGGGACUCUGCGGUGGUCGAAUACCAUGACCCGUAUGUGGAGGAAGAUCCCCCCUGGGCUCCCAGGAACUACCUGGAGAAAGUGGUGGCCGUCUACGACUACACGGCCGACAAGGAGGACGAGCUGUCUUUCCAGGAGGGCGCCAUCAUCUACGUACUAAAGAAGAAUGAAGACGGCUGGUUCGAAGGCGUUAUGAAUGCCACCACUGGACUCUUCCCCGGGAACUACGUGGAGUCCAUCAUGCACUACACCGACUGAGGUUUUUUUUUUCCUACCCACAAGCCCUUGCACUUACAGUGACGCUGCCUCUGAGCCUUGUGUUGUUGAUGUUGUGAAGUGGACCCCGGUGGGCAUUUUAUCUACUCUUGAAGUUUACAGUGUCUUUGCGUGCAGGUGGAUUAUGUUUAUAUUUAU
Messenger RNA from Hippocampus zosterae (dwarf seahorse), 1909 nucleotides. RefSeq names its product abl interactor 2-like. Bases 113 to 1753 code for a protein of 546 amino acids. NCBI's taxonomy places the organism in Eukaryota, Metazoa, Chordata, Actinopteri, Syngnathiformes, Syngnathidae. Gene Ontology annotation, molecular function: SH3 domain binding. Gene Ontology annotation, cellular component: lamellipodium. The record is from RefSeq and is a predicted model, not a curated record. The transcript is spliced from 12 exons.